CAGGGAUCGGUGGACGCCAGCGGGGACCUGUCGCUGAACCUCCGUCCCAGCUCAGCGACGAGCGCUCCCAGCUCGCCGGCACGCACGGUGACCUCGUUCCUGUCGCGCGGCGCGUCUCUGACGAGCGGGGCGGCCAAGAACUUGCCCUAUGCUAAGGACAGGCACCUGACCUUGCUGGUGGUGGACGACGCACGGACCGACUGGGCCAAGUACUUCCAGGGCCGCAAGCUGCACGGCAACUGGGACGUGCGGGUGGAGCAGGCGGAAUUCGGGGACCUCACCCUGUGGGCGAGCACCGAGUCCGGCACCACCGUGAGCAUGGGGGCCGUGCGCCAGGGCACCAAGGUGGUGCGCUCUUUCCGGCCGGACUUUGUGCUGGUGCGCCAACACGUGCGGGACGCCGGCCGCGACUACCGGCCCCUCUUGCUCGGCUUGCACUUCGGCGGGGUGCCCACCGUCAACUCUCUGCACAGCCUUUACAACUUCCAGGACAAGCCUUGGGUGUUCACCCAGCUGCAAAACCUGCAGCGUCGCCUGGGCAGAGAGAACUUCCCGCUCGUCGAACAGUCCUUUUUCCCCAACCACACGGAGAUGCUGACGGCCAACAAGUUCCCGUGCGUGGUGAAGGUGGGGCAUGCACACGGCGGCCUGGGCAAGAUGAAGGUGGAGAACAACCAGGACUUCCAGGAGGUGGCCAGCGUGGUGGCCCUGACGGGCAGCUACUGCGUCGUCGAGCCCCUGGUGGACACGCGCUGCGACCUCCACGUCCAGAAGAUCGGCACCAGCUACAAGGCCUUCGUGCGUAAGAGCAUCAGCGGCAACUGGAAGGCCAACAUUGGCUCGGCCAUCCUGGAGCAGGUGCCCAUGACGGAGCGCUACAAGCAGUGGGUGGAUGCCGUCUCGGAGCUCUUUGGCGGCCUCGACAUCUGCGCCGUCGAGGCCAUUCAGGGCAAGGAUGGCCGAGAGUACAUCACGGAGGCCAAUGACUCUGCUAUGCAGCUCCUGGGAGAGACGCAGGAGGAAGACCGUCGCCUCAUCGCAGAGCUGGUCCUGCAGCGCAUGCAACAGUACUGCAGGCCCCCCGGCACCGCACCUCCGAAGCAGCCCACUGCCCCCACCGUGCCCCCCAGGGCCCCCGAGGAGCACCCUCCGCAGGAGCAGAACGUGCCCCCACAGUCUGUGGGCGGUCCCCCGUCGGGUCCGCCCCCGGGCCCGCCCCCGCAGCCUCGCGGGCCGAUGCCCACGGACCCACAGCGCCUGCAGAGGGGCUCCUCCGGGGCCGGCAACCCCCCGCCACCCCCGCAGAGACCACAGGGGGGCCCGGCUUCCCUGUUCCGGCGAGAGAGCCAGUCGAGCGAAAAAUCCGAGGACCCCGACGACACCAUGAGAAAUCUGCGCAAGACGUUCGCUGGUAUCUUCGGCGACAUGUAGGUGGGGCCACACGCCCCCGCCCGUCGGCCCCGCCCCCACUGGCUGCACCCCUGCGGGGGUAGAGCCGGGGGGCGGGGCUGGAGGUCGCGGCGGGCGUAGCCCCGACUCCCGUCUGCCUCGGGAUUGACGUCUCCGAGAGGGAUCUCGAGCACUGCCCCCUCUUCCUUCCCAGCCGCCCUUUCCCGUAGGGAGGGGAUCUGUCCCCGUGGGAGGUCUCCCUCCCUCGUCGAAGGCGUAGCCUUUGUCUUCGGAAGUUGCUCCACCCCUAGAAGAAAACAAUCUCUCUCAAAUGUCGGCUGCGCCUCAGGAGGACACAUCCCUCCCACUGGGACUGGCUCCGCCCCCAAGGGUGGGGCUUCCCCUCCCAUGGGCACCGGCUCUGCCCACGGAUGCAGAGCCUUCCCUCCCCUCGGGAAACGGGACCCCGCCCCCGAUCCCUCCCUCGAAGCCUCAACCCCCCGCAAACCCGGUUUUCCCCGGAUUACAACGACAACGUCCCACCCCACCAACACCACCACCGCCACCACUACCGCCGCCGCUGCGUGGCCCUCGUCGCAGCCACUGCCAGACCCGAGCAUCGGGUUGCCACGACGCACCACCUUCCCCCACAACCUCCCUGCGAGCGGCGAGGCCGCGCAAGACGCCGCCUGGUCGCUACUCCCCGGCUGUCCCGGGAAGGCCGACGUACCUCGUGCCCCGCUUGCGGCCCUCCAUGGUGCUUCACCUAGCAAUCGGUCGCGGUGCCACCCUUCUCUCGUGCGUCUCGUGUCUGUGUCUAGGCCGCCCACCCCCCCGUUCCUGUCCGGCCUGCGCCGCCGACGGUGGGCUCGUGUAGAUAGCUCUCUGCCCUCCCUCGGUCGUCUGAAUGUUGUCGUAGGCGAAGGGCCCUUCUUGCCGGCCCAGCGUGUCACCGUCGUUUGCAUGUGAGGAGUGUUCCCGCAGUACCCAAUAAAGAAUGCACGUGCGCCAGUCUCCCUUCUU
Molecule: messenger RNA, 2412 nt
Organism: Ixodes scapularis (black-legged tick)
Lineage: Eukaryota; Metazoa; Arthropoda; Arachnida; Ixodida; Ixodidae
Gene: Syn
Product: synapsin
Exons: 8
Coding region: 319-1431 (370 amino acids)
Biological process (GO): neurotransmitter secretion
Cellular component (GO): synaptic vesicle; synaptic vesicle membrane
Molecular function (GO): ATP binding; metal ion binding
Source: RefSeq, a predicted model, not a curated record